This is a messenger RNA of Tripterygium wilfordii, 1143 nucleotides long. RefSeq names its product enoyl-CoA delta isomerase 1, peroxisomal-like. The transcript has a single exon. Gene Ontology annotation, molecular function: enoyl-CoA hydratase activity; delta(3)-delta(2)-enoyl-CoA isomerase activity. Bases 421 to 1143 code for a protein of 240 amino acids. Gene Ontology annotation, biological process: fatty acid beta-oxidation. Gene Ontology annotation, cellular component: peroxisome. Lineage: Eukaryota; Viridiplantae; Streptophyta; Magnoliopsida; Celastrales; Celastraceae. The record is from RefSeq and is a predicted model, not a curated record.
UUUGGGGGCAUACUCAAUUGAUAAAAUCCAAACAACUACAAGGAGUGCACGGCUCAGUUGCCCAAGCCAAGCACCCCGAGCUGAAAGGCCAUGCCCAGCACUCGUGAGCGGAUCAAGACGGCGAGCGAUUUGGAUAGGAUACCCACACCGGUGCGCAGAUCUAAAUGAUGAGUUUAAAGGGAUCGCCUUGGAAAAGUUCCACGAUGAUGCGAAAAAAGAAAGAAAGUAUCAAGUCAAACUUUGUCAAUGGAGGAUAGGACAUACACAAGGAAGACUUUAUGGAAUCUUUUCCUUGUUACAUUUGUUAUUAUUGUUUCAUUUUAAGCCUCCAAUAUUUCAAGGUUCGGGCUUGGCUUGGCUUGGUUUGUUCCGACUUCCAACUACAUUCUCAGAGAGGAAAACCAACACAAGAUCUGCAUUAUGUGUUCUCUAGAGAAGCAAGGUAACAUCUAUAUCCUCACCUUAACCGGUCCCGACGAGCAUCGCCUGAACCCUACACUCAUCGACUCCAUCCAAUCAGCUCUCCGCCACAUCCGCGCCGGGCCGGCCUCCCCUUCCUCCGUCCUCAUCACCACCGCCCAUGGCAAGUUCUUCUCCAACGGCUUCGAUCUUUCCUGGGCCGACUCCUCCAAGCCCCGCCUCAAACUCAUGUCAUCCAAAGUGCGCUCUCUCGUCGCCGAUCUCCUCUCUCUCCCCAUGCCCACCGUCGCCGCAAUAACCGGCCACUCCUCUGCCGCCGGCUUCUUGCUCGCCUUGAGCCACGACUAUCGUUUGAUGAGGAAAGACCGAGGGUUUCUUUACAUGAGUGAGCUCGAUAUAAACAUGGUGAUUCCCGCUUAUUUUAUGGCUUUGAUCAAGUGUAAAGUCGGGGAUAAGGCGGCGAGGAGGGAGAUGAUCAUGAAGGCAACUAAGAUGACGGCGGAUAUGGCGGUGAAGAGCGGAAUUGUGGACUCGGUGCACGAUAACGCGGAGGAGACUGUUAAGGCGGUAAUUUGGCUCGGGGAGGAGUUGGUAGGGCGGAAAUGGGACGGACACGUCUACGCUCAGAAUAGGCUGGCGGAGGUGGGAGAGGUGCUGGACAAGAUUGGGUAUUAUGAGACUGUAGAAGGCCAAAAUGGGAAAGAUACUAAAUCCAGACUUUGA